GUCUCUCCCCGUCCGGCCGAACCUGAAACUAGCGACGGGGGGAGAGAGGCAAGGUAGCGUGUGGCCGCAGGCGGCCUCGGGCCCGUCGCGCCCGGCGUGAACAGGGAGCGGGCUCGGCGCGGCUCCCCACAGGAAAUCAGCCCGGAAGACGGACCCUGGCGCGGGCCGCGGCCGCGCGCGCGCCCACUCGCCCCGCCCCCUCCCCCCUCCUUUCCGCGGUGGUACUGGCGGAGGGCGGAGGGAUCUGGAGGCGGCGGAGGGAGACGUCAUUGCAGGGUUGUUUUUGCAGUCUCGGCGGCGGCGGCGACACACAGUGAUUCGGCCGCUGCGCCGGGGGGUGGGGGGGCCGAGCGGGACUCUUUUCUUUCAGACUGACCGCGGGGCAGCUGCGGAGCAUGUCGACCCCGGCCCGUAGGAGGCUCAUGCGGGAUUUCAAGCGAUUGCAAGAGGACCCGCCUGUGGGGGUCAGUGGUGCACCAUCUGAAAACAACAUCAUGCAGUGGAAUGCAGUUAUAUUUGGACCAGAAGGGACACCCUUUGAAGAUGGUACCUUUAAACUAGUAAUAGAAUUUUCUGAAGAAUAUCCAAAUAAACCACCAACCGUUAGGUUUUUAUCCAAAAUGUUUCAUCCAAAUGUGUAUGCUGAUGGUAGCAUAUGUUUAGAUAUUCUGCAGAACCGAUGGAGUCCCACAUAUGAUGUCUCUUCCAUCUUAACUUCAAUUCAGUCUCUGUUGGAUGAACCGAAUCCAAAUAGUCCAGCGAAUAGCCAAGCAGCACAGCUUUAUCAGGAAAACAAGCGGGAGUAUGAGAAGAGAGUUUCGGCCAUUGUUGAGCAAAGCUGGAAUGACUCAUAAUAGACACCUGGUCUGUUCAUCUUUCAUCGUUGUUGUGUAUAAUUUACCUCCCAGUAGAAAGGCUAGCCAGUUUUAAGUGCCACGGGUUUUAAGAAUUCUGCAAAGAAAAAAGAAAAAGUCCUUCAGUUUAGAACCUACAAAAGCUUGUGUAUCUUGAUUAAUGUACUUUUUAUUGCAUGGUGUGAACUAAGUUAUUGCUGCAUAAAUUUGUAAUAUAUCCUGUUUGUAUUUUUUUCCAAGUGUAUAAUGUUGGUGUGGAGUUUUCAUGACAGAAUAUACACAUUUUGUAAAUCUGUACUUUUUUCAAAUAUUGAAUGCCUUAUUUUUGAAUUCUUUAGAUUUUUAAAUUGGAGAAAAGCACUUAAAGUUUUUUAUAUAUGAAUAUUACAUGUAAAGCUGUUAAAAUACAUAACUUCAGUGCAAGAGACUUUGUCACUUGUUUCCUUAUCUGUGCAGGAGGGACUGAGAAGUCUCUAGCUCUCCACCAGUUGAGAGCUUCAUUUCCAACUGCAGAAGAUCAUACUUCUAUUUUAUCAAGAAAGUCUGCAAAUUUGAUUCUAAAACCAAUUCUGAUCUCCGGCUUUAUUUUGAAUGUACUUCUGUUAGUUCAGUUAACUAAUUAUAGACUUACUGGUCUGAUUCUGUCCAGCUCUGUAUUUGGGCCACUUGUUAACGUGCAUUUCUCAUGUUAAACUGUACCUAUUGUGACUUCACAAUUGGCACUCGCCCACGAGCAGAGCUGACGUUCUCUGCAGUGUGGCAGCACCUUCACAGGCUUUUGAUUAAGAAAGUAAAGCCAUCACCAUUUACCAAACGCCGGGCCGCAGUAUUAACAAUGGCCGGUUGCGUUGGUUUGAGCAAGGCAGAGAUUUGGAAAGAAUAUUGGUGUAACUUGAAUAUUUGCAAACUACCUUUUAAUGCAGCUGCGCGCUACCUGUUUAUUCUGGAACUGUUGAGCACCAGGGCCUGCCGAGUUGCUUCUCACCUCCUCAGUUGUAUACAAGUUGUACUGCAUCUUAGUUUACUGGAUAGAUUUAAAACACAGUAUUGUAGAAAGCUAAUACAAAGCUAUCCUAUGCCUUCAAAUAGUAUAGAAAAUGGAAAAUAUACAAGUAAAUUCU
Molecule: messenger RNA, 1975 nt
Organism: Microtus ochrogaster (prairie vole)
Lineage: Eukaryota; Metazoa; Chordata; Mammalia; Rodentia; Cricetidae
Gene: Ube2b
Product: ubiquitin conjugating enzyme E2 B
Source: RefSeq, a predicted model, not a curated record